CCAUGGAUGAGAGCAGAAAUGAUGAUGAAAUGCUGGUGAACAUAAAUGAUAUUUUCCUCACAAGAAAAGAGAUGAGAACAAUCUCUUACAAUCAUUGGAUAUCAAAUAUGGUGGUUGAAGUCUAUUGCCAAAUGCUCCAGCUGAAACAAAAGCGUAGAGGAACCAAAUUUUUCUUUCCGCCUUCGAUUGGGAUUGAACUUUCCAAGAUACCUUCAAAAGUGGUUGAUAGGAAAGGUAAAAUACAAGCAGUUUGGAACAAGUAUAAAAGGAUAAGGAAUGUCGAUGAUAACAAAGUUUGCCAAUUCAAUAUGCUUUUCUUUCCAAUACUUGUAAAUGAGAAACAUUGGUGCUUGUAUGUCUUUAACAUUUGCGAUAGUCGUAUGGAUGUGUUGGAUUCAAUGAAGCAAUGUUCGCAUGAUAAGCGUACUCCAGACAAGAUGUCAAAAGAUUUGGUAAUGUUGGUUGAGGUAUUCACCGGAAGAGAUCUACAAAACUUCAUAUACAAUGUGCCCAACGUACCUCAACAGCCCGAUAGUCUUUUAUUCAGUGAUAGUUGUGGUGCUUUCAUGUUGGACUUCAUGGAGAAAUGGGAUGGUUCACUCAGUCACCCAAAAGAGAAGGUGGAUGUUGAUAGAUUACGUGCAAUUAUUGCUUCAAAUUUGCUUUCAGAUGACAAUAACAAAAUGAAGGAUUUUGUAAAGAACAAAGCACUUUAUCCAUUUGGUUAAGCAUGUUGAUUUCAAGUAAGCUUCCAUCAGCUUACUUGUGGUUAGUAAUUUUUUUUAUUUUUUUUAUUUUUAUGAUUCUAACAUCACCUCCAUCAGCCAACAAGGUACCAUUUACCUCAAGGAACCUCACAUACCAGUAUUUGCCCAGUUGGAAGCUAGAGGAAGUGGGAUAGGACGAUCGUUGAAUUUUCUAAAAAGUGGUACCUGAAAUGAUGUGGGAUAUGGGACAUUUGUAUUGUUGAAUAGUGUCAUUUUUUUUUUCAUGUAUUUUGCACUCUGUUGGUGUUAGCUAUUUUUAAAGUUUUAAAGAAUAGUAGCUUUGCAACUUUUGAUUGUGGAUUAGGUUGGUAUAUUUUUGCAACUAUUGUAUGGCUUAUUAUAUUGGCAUCUACCUUACAUGAAAUCAA
Messenger RNA from Cornus florida, 1135 nucleotides. RefSeq lists its product as uncharacterized. The transcript is spliced from 8 exons. Lineage: Eukaryota; Viridiplantae; Streptophyta; Magnoliopsida; Cornales; Cornaceae. Bases 3 to 728 code for a protein of 241 amino acids. Gene Ontology annotation, biological process: protein desumoylation. Gene Ontology annotation, molecular function: deSUMOylase activity. The record is from RefSeq and is a predicted model, not a curated record. Gene Ontology annotation, cellular component: nucleus.